Messenger RNA from Aureobasidium namibiae CBS 147.97, 2217 nucleotides. RefSeq names its product SEC7-like protein. Lineage: Eukaryota; Fungi; Ascomycota; Dothideomycetes; Dothideales; Saccotheciaceae. The record is from RefSeq and is a predicted model, not a curated record. Gene Ontology annotation, molecular function: guanyl-nucleotide exchange factor activity. The annotation marks the transcript as partial. The transcript has a single exon. Gene Ontology annotation, biological process: regulation of ARF protein signal transduction.
GGAGGAAAUAUUGACGAGCCGACAGCCGAUGAGAGAGAACGCGCGCGUCAGAUCUAUCAAGGCGAGGAACAGCAAAUGCUCAAGGAUGAAGCUGCUCCAUGGCUUGGUGACAAAAACCCCGUCAGCGCUCGCACUCUUACCGCGUACAUGGAUCUUUACGACUUUGCCAACCGCAACAUUCUCAGCGGCUUGCGUACACUUUGCGAUAGACUCGUGCUGAAAGGAGAAAGUCAACAGGUUGACCGCAUUCUAGAUGCCUUUUCUAGAAGAUGGGACGAAUGCAACCCUCACAAUGGCUUCAAAGGACCAGGUGUGGUACAUGCCAUCUGCUAUGCACUGCUAUUGCUCAACACAGAUCAACACAUGGCCGACAUACAACACAAGAUGACACGAUCUGAGUUUAUCAAGAACACCACGCCUGCCGUUAAGUCAGCCGCCGAAGUUGCAACCAUUAGACCGAUUCAACUCUCAUCAAGGCCCUCGCUGCCUUGGUCCGAUACCACACCGAAAUCACCUGACGUCGAUGAUGAUCGGGGUUCUAUUGACUUCAGACGAUCGACCAAGCGCCUCUCUUUCAGACCAGGCAUGGGCAGAUUCGAGACAGAUCCUGGUCCAGGUGAACACGGAGAAAUGGGCUCAAUGAAUCACUUGGUCACGCGUCCGUUCGAAGGUCCUGAAUCAAAAUGGAUGACAGAAGUGGAAUUGGUACUCAAGGCUUUCUACAGCUCGAUUGUUUCCUUGGCUCUUCCUCUACAUGGAUCUCAAAAUUCGAGAGAACAACCUGGCUCAUCUCAUAGCCCUGCAAAUCUUACUGUCGCUGGAAACCUGAGACGUACUGGUUCUGUCAUAUCGAAAGCACCUUCUGAGGGCUUCUCUUACCGAAGCAAGAGGAACAACAGCGCGUUAUCGUCUCACUGGAACGUGUCGAAGAACAGGUCCAGACAGAAGGUGUACCCUGCAUCGACCGUCGGCUCAACUCGCACCUCAAUCGAUGACGGCCAGUCCGUCUGGAGCCCAUCUGCCCAAAGCAGUAUGUGGAGCAAGAUAUCUAUGGGUAGGACUCAAACUACGAUGAGUGUCGAAAGCUUUGCUGUUCAUCCAGACUUCAAGCAGAGUUUAGGAUUUACCAAUGCUUUGUCGCAGGCAAUCAUCCGUGAGGAGAGUGCAGGGGAUACAGAGUCUGUCAUGAAAAUUGGCACUGUGCUCGAAGACGAGAGUCUCGAAUUGGCCGGUGCGCCCUGGGCGAAAGAAGGCAUGGUUAAGCACAAACACCACCUUGAUGGUCCUGAAAAGAAAGCCAAAGAGCGCAGUUGGAGUGAAACUUUUGCUGUGGUCGAAAAAGGAUACCUGCAUUUAUUCAACUUCAACCGGACGACGACCAAGAUCAAUGACAUGCGUAGCACGAAGCGCCAGAUGUCCAAGACAGGCAAGCCCGCCAGUACAACACCAUCUGUCGUUGGUGGUGGCAACUGGACUGAUAACGCGGACGAGACUGACCAGUUCCUUUUGAGGCAAUCUCUUGCGACCGUUCUACCACACCCGGGCUAUAGUAAGACUCGUCCGCAUGUAUGGGCGUUGAGCUUGCCCACUGGUGCUGUUCAUCUGUUCAAUGUGGGUACUGCAGAGAUUGCAGAAGAGUUUGCUUCCACCGUAAACUACUGGUCUGCGCGUCUAAGCAAAGAGCCUUUGGUUGGUGGUGUCGACAAUAUCGAAUAUGGCUGGAGUGAUAACAUCAUCAACCCUGCUCUGGUUGGUGGCAGCAACGGAGAGCCUCUUUCGAAGCCACAAUCUAGAGCUGCAGGUAGCCACGCACAUUCAGCUUCUGUCAACAGUAUUGGCAAACAAAGCAUGCAGUCAACUGUUCGCGGCUCUUUCGACCAGACAUUCGGAUCGAGAUCCAGACUACCGGGCGACCGCGCUCACAUCGCCGACUGGAAGCCUCCCGCAGCAUCAAUGUUGCCAUCACAACUGCUCGAGAUCGAUCAACUUCGCAGCCUCAAAGCGUAUGUGGCCUCAGUGGAGAAUGAACUGGAGAGACACAAUGAGUUGCGCAGUGCUGUCAAUCUCGCAUACACCAACCACUAUGGUCAGAACUGGAACAAGGUCACAAGCAACUGGGAAAAGAAGAGUGCUUAUCUCUUACGUGAGGUUGUCAAGUUCACAACAUAUAUCGAAGCUCUUGACCGAGCGGGCCGCGCGAAAGAAAAGGUCUAUGAG